Branchiostoma belcheri (Belcher's lancelet) is the source of this 1899-nucleotide messenger RNA. RefSeq names its product ubiquitin-like protein 7. Bases 48 to 1127 code for a protein of 359 amino acids. Gene Ontology annotation, biological process: ubiquitin-dependent protein catabolic process. Gene Ontology annotation, molecular function: polyubiquitin modification-dependent protein binding. NCBI's taxonomy places the organism in Eukaryota, Metazoa, Chordata, Leptocardii, Amphioxiformes, Branchiostomatidae. Gene Ontology annotation, cellular component: cytosol. The transcript has 9 exons. The record is from RefSeq and is a predicted model, not a curated record.
CGCCUCCUAGCGGAAGGGUUAAUGUAUGCUGGGAUAGAAUAACAAACAUGGCGACCAUCAACGUGAAAACUCGCUUGGACUUCAAGGAAAAAGAGGGAAAUUUGCGCGAGCUUGCGAAACGUUUUAGUCUUGAAGAAGUGGAAUUGUCUGAAAGUGUAGAGAUCUUCCGAACACAGGUCGCUUCAAAGCUUGAUUGCCCAACUUCGGAGCUAGAACUCAUCUACUGUGGACGCUGCUUAAGAGAUAACAAGACAUUGGAAAGCUAUGGAGUAUCAAAGGGUAGCACUGUGCAUGUUCUCAGGAAACGCACAACUGAGAACCAACAACAACCAGAAGCAGCUGGAGGUACUGCUGUGAGACAACUCCUGGUGGCCCUACAGUCUGCCCUGCUCAACCCGGCCCACAGGGAAAUAGUACAACGAGUCCUGAGCAAUCCUGUAACAAUGGAGAGUGUGAUAGCUGCAACACCAGGGCUGGCUUCUGAUCAAAUUGCACUGGCUUUGCUGAGAGAUGGAGAGCUGUUAAUGAACCUGGCAGACCCAGCUCAAGUGCAGAAGAUAGUGACUGCCCACCCCUGCCUGGUGCAGGCUGCCACCCUGAUCGCCACUGCUGUGAACGAGGAAGCAGCAUCAGGGGGAGCUCAGGGGGGGUCCAGUUCAGGUGGAGGGGGGUUGUUUGGGAUGGACUCUGAGGACGAGGAUAUGGAGACAGCUGACCAGGGUGUAGGAGGCAAUGACUCCCAGGCUGCCACACCCAGCCCCAUCACACCUGUACAGCUGGCCUCUGCACUAGCAACAGCAGCCAUGAACAUGCAGCCACAGGGUGGACAGGAGGUGCUACAGAGGCCGACUGCUAACACAAGUGGAUCUAGUUCUGCCACCACACCCACUAGUUCUACUAAUACAGCGUCUGCCAGUGGAGGAGAAGCUGCAGGCUCUCGACCAAUGAUAACCCAGGACCUGUUCAGUCAGGCCAUGCAGCAAGCCCUGACAGCUGCCACCCAGUCCCAGCUGCAGCAGAUGCGUGAGAUGGGAAUCACAGACGAUGCCCUGAGUUUGCGAGCCCUGCAGGCCACAGGUGGAGACGUCCAGGCUGCACUGGAGCUCAUUUUUGGAGACGGUCUAUGAAAUCACAUAACAGCCUUACACGACAUGGGAAUGUGAAUAUAGACAUUAGGCUCUGGAGUGACAGAAACAGUUUACGAGCUAUGAUUGUUGUACUAGAUAAAGAUGGUAAUGGUACCCUGGGCCUAUACAUAAGCAUUAAUUUAAACUAGUACUGUAUCUGAAUAUACGUUGGUCAUGUUUCUUACUGGUAUUGAUUUAUACAUUAAUUCAUUCAAUGACACUGUUCCUAUGUAGUGGUUUAGUUCAAUAUUUUUGCCAGGCUCAGGAAUACAAAAUAUCAUGUGACAUAAUUAAUUUCUGGCUAUUAAAACAUUCAGUUAAUUUCAAAAAUAUUUACAAUGGCAAAGAUUUAGUUCUUUAAUACUUACAAGAUUUAACAUUAGUUCAACCAUGUCACUGCAACGAUGAACAGUAGACCUGAAGGAAGUUUCUUUGUGAGAACAAGCUACUUAUACAUUGUAUACUGUACAUUCAAACAAUCUAUACAACAUUAAAUCAGGGAAGAAUUUGUCAUCCCUUAAGAUAACAAUUGUGCACUAACUAAUUUGGCAACUGCCCUGUUUUUGAACAGAACCUGUCGUUAAGUCUGUCCCAUGACAGUUAUUUGCUGCAGCAUUUGACACUGAACCCAUUUGAGCCUGGAACAAAAUCCUGCAGCAGUUCACUUCUACUCAUCUGGAGAUCAGCAACAUGGGGAAUAUCUGUGGAACAACCAAAAUAUAAUAACAAAAGUUACUUAAUUUGUUAUGCCUCUACCAGUAUAAUAAAAACA